AGCACGACCUCACCUCACUCCGUACAACAGAGAGAGAGCGCAGCAAUGGCACCGAAGAGCCUUGUCCUCGCCGCUCUCCUCCUCGUCGUCGCCACCGUCGUCGGCCAGGCGCCGCGCGGUGCGGAGGCGGGCACGAGCGCCAGCACCAAUGUCCUCAUCUCCGGCAUAGUGCCAUGCGGCACAGGGAGCUCCAUCAACGUGGCGACGGUCCCGGUGUUCCCCAACGCCGGCCUGCAGCUCGUGUGCGGCAGCAAGGUGGUGGCCGGCGCGACGGCGGACGGCACCGGGGCCUUCCUCAUCAACCUGGGCAUUGUCGCCCCGGAUCAGCUCACCGCCUUGCUGAGCAACCAGUGCAAGGUGGUCGUGAUCACCCCGCUGGGCGCGUGCAAUGCUUCUCUGGCUGGCGCCACCGGGACGCUGACGGCGCCGGUGAAGCUCCUGGGCACUGCCACUGGCAGCAGCGGCAGCGGCGACCCCCUCAGUGGGAUCAUCGGCCUCAUUGGCCAAAUCAUCGGCGGGCUCCUCGGCGGCAUCCUCAACCUCGUCACCCAGAACUUCUCCCUCGUCUAGAGCUGCAAGCUGGCCGUGUCCAUCGACGAUGACAAGGGAUUUCAAAUAGCUAAGCAUAAAUCAAUACGAAUAGCAAUGGGCCUAAUAGUGGUCAGUUGCCCUGCUUUACUUUCUGUCGCCACAUCACACAUGUGUCUAAUUACCUACCCGUACCAUGCAUGCUUUUAAGAAGCACGUAUAUGUAUUGUGUGUUGCUCUAUAUAUGUUGUCUCGUCGCCUGUUUGUGAAAAAUAAAGGUCUGUUAUGCGUGUGAUUA
Molecule: messenger RNA, 826 nt
Organism: Phragmites australis (common reed)
Lineage: Eukaryota; Viridiplantae; Streptophyta; Magnoliopsida; Poales; Poaceae
Product: phylloplanin-like
Exons: 2
Coding region: 46-570 (174 amino acids)
Source: RefSeq, a predicted model, not a curated record